Molecule: messenger RNA, 2257 nt
Organism: Abrus precatorius (Indian licorice)
Lineage: Eukaryota; Viridiplantae; Streptophyta; Magnoliopsida; Fabales; Fabaceae
Product: bidirectional sugar transporter SWEET2-like
Exons: 7
Coding region: 230-937 (235 amino acids)
Biological process (GO): carbohydrate transport
Cellular component (GO): membrane
Molecular function (GO): sugar transmembrane transporter activity
Source: RefSeq, a predicted model, not a curated record
CCUCAAGUACAUUUUAACAAGGAAUUGGAAACCUUUGAUGCCCUGUUACUAGCAAACGAGGGGGAAUAUUUUAGUCUUGAAAGAGAGAGAGAAAGAUAAGUACUUGGUAAGGAAAAAUACAGAUUACAAAUGGAAUGUCUCGAAUUUUGUUAUAGAGUGUAAAUAUAAAUUGGGAUUUGGUUUCAUUUACAAAAAGUUUUUGGUGUCUGAAAUUAGUGUUUGAGGAGUCAUGUCUCUCUUUGCGGCAUUUUCCAUCUGUAAAGUUGCCAAGGAUGCAGCUGGACUUGCUGGGAAUGUCUUUGCUUUUGGGCUGUUUGUAUCUCCCAUACCCACAUUUAGGAGGAUUAUGAGAAAUAGGUCAACAGAAAUGUUCUCAGGGUUGCCAUAUAUUUAUUCUCUCCUGAAUUGCUUGAUCUGCAUGUGGUAUGGAACGCCUUUGGUAUCACCUGAUAAUUUGUUGGUUACUACUGUAAAUUCAAUUGGAGCAGUCUUUCAGUUUGUGUACAUACUUCUCUUCCUGAUGUAUGCUGAGAAAGAAAAGAAGGUGAGAAUGCUUGGAUUAUUGCUUGCAGUUCUUGGCAUAUUUGCAAUCAUAUUGUUUAUAAGCUUGCAAAUAGUUGAUGUUCUAAUGCUCCGGCUCUUCGUGGGAUUCUUGAGCUGUGCAUCUCUUAUUUCAAUGUUUGCUUCUCCAUUGUUUAUAAUUAGACUGGUUGUUCAGACAAAGAGUAUUGAAUUUAUGCCAUUUUAUCUCUCACUUUCCACCUUCCUUAUGAGCACCUCUUUCUUCCUUUAUGGAUUACUCAAUGAUGAUGCCUUCAUUUAUGUGCCAAAUGGGAUAGGAACCAUUUUGGGAAUGAUACAGUUGUUAUUAUACCUAUAUUAUGAGAAUAAAUCUGGAGAAAAUUCCAGAGAACCGUUGAUAGUGUCUUAUGCAUGAUCAAUUCUGCUGGAAAAAUAAAGAAUCAUAGUUAGAAAUGACCUUUUGCUGCUAGAUGUGGCCUGAAACUAAAGUUGGCAACAUUCCUGUUUGAUUCAACUUAUUGGAGCAAUUGCUGUUGCAUCCUUGAGAGUGGCCAGAAGUUGUGAUCAUGAAUAACUUGAACUUGUCCAUAUAUUGCACCAAUCCUACAGUUGUUGGUGACAUCCUAAGCUGCCUUCUCUUGCAUUGAGACUAUUUCCAAAUUCACCAGAUGUAAGAAUAAUCUAUAUACACAUUAUCUGACAGAAAUGUAUUGUUUAUUUUAGUCUACUGUUCCAUCUUGAUCCUACUUGACUGCUUACAUGCAACAUAAUGAGUAAGAAGUGAUUAUCUCAUUAUUGUAGUGGAUAGGUGGAAGAGUCAUUAUAUGCGAAAAAUGAGUUUCACUAUUCUAUAUGGAGUGCCAAGGUAGUUCUUGAUUGCUUGUUUUACAGUUCCUUACAAAUAGUUUCCUUUUCAUGUUUUUAAAUCUCUGUGCUUGAGUAUGUCUGAGACUUUUUUAUUUUACUGUAACGAUUAAUUGAAUAUGGCUCAUCUGUGUAUACAUGCAAGUGUGUGUUUAAGAGUUGAAUUUUGAAAAAAAAGAAAAGAUAAAGAUUUUAUUUUAAAAUUUAAAGAAUUGUAUAAUAUAACAACUUUUGAAGCAUGGAUACGACAUUUCUUAUGGAUUACAUUUUGGAUACGGGAAAUGAAAUUUUUUGACUAAAAUUUUAAAGUUUUGGAGUUUUUUUUUCUUUUAAAAAAUCUGACCUAGUUGUCUCUUCCUCCCUUCUAACUUCCACAUACUAGUAUUUCCUCCAGUUUCUACGUACCUAUAGGUUGCAUAUGCUUUUCUCCUCUCAUCUCGAACUUCAACCAUCAGUCUUUACUGGCGAGCAACUAACGACGAGCAGCAACAAAAGUGGUGGCAAGUCUAGCGACCAUCUCCUCCAACAAUUGCAAGCCACGGAUAAUGUCGUAAAUAAAAAUGUGUAAAUAUACUUAAGCAGAACAAUUAUAAUUUGAAAAAUAUCCUAAUGGUACUUACUACAUAAAUCAUACUAGCGUAGAAUGAUUUAUGAUUUGUACAUAAGCUGCAUAAAGCAUAGGUGAUUUACACUGGAAUAUACCCCAUGCUAGAAUUAAGCACAACCAUAAUCAAACUAAGUCUCACAAAAGUGAGAAUACUUGUGAUUUGUAAGUAUUUUCUUUAUGCACUAGCACGAUCAUGCUAAUCAAUAAACACGAGUAUACGCUAACACGAGUAUGCUUAGUUUAACAUACUUGUGCUCUAGUUUU